Messenger RNA from Aspergillus homomorphus CBS 101889, 1047 nucleotides. RefSeq lists its product as uncharacterized. The record is from RefSeq and is a predicted model, not a curated record. Bases 1 to 1047 code for a protein of 348 amino acids. Gene Ontology annotation, biological process: protein phosphorylation. Gene Ontology annotation, molecular function: ATP binding; protein kinase activity. Lineage: Eukaryota; Fungi; Ascomycota; Eurotiomycetes; Eurotiales; Aspergillaceae. The transcript has a single exon.
AUGAAUCGCGGUCUCUUCUUCCCCCUCGACUUCAACAGCUUCCACACAAUCCCGAAGCCACCAAUACCGUACGUGGAAGGGUAUGAAUUCUCAGUUGUUGAGCACUUCCCGGUCAAACCCAAGAGAAGCCCGGACGUGGAUUUCACGACAACCGAGUAUGAGCGACGCACCACACAGGAACUCGUCCACCGGUGCGUCCGCAGAAGCCCGAAGAAGGGCACGAUGGGCACCCGAGAGCUCGGACUGAAGGUCUUUCUGCCGCUCCGGAUCGGCGACAACGAGAUGUCGCAGGUGGCUCUCGUCGAAGUCACGUCCGGCCACCUGGCGGGCAUGCGGGUCGUGGCCAAGCUCUACGAUCCGCUGUACUACGACCACGCGACUCUCCGAUGGAAUCCGUUCAGCUACGUCGAGGCGGACUACGCGCGGGAGGUGGCCGCGUAUCGACAUCUGCACGAGGACAACCUGGGCGAGUAUAUCCCGCAGCUCUACGGCUCGUACUCGACGAGUAUCGUGCAUCCGGGGGUCGGCACGCGCGCCGUGCGCCUGAUUCUCGUGGAGUAUAUCCACGGCACAAGCAUGUACCAUCUCGCACCCAACGACUUCCCGGAGGAAGUGCACCGGCACAUAAUGUACCAGAUCGUGAAGGCGGAGUCGCAGUUCUACGCCGUCGACGUGCGCCACGGGGACCUCUACCAGCGCAACGUCAUCAUCAGCGGCGAGGCCAGACACGACCCCAACAACCGCCCGCGCGUCACCAUCAUCGACUUCGGCCGCGCCAAUAUCGGCCGCGCCAUCCCCCGCUUGCUCAAUUGGUCGCUGGAACCCCGCCUCCUGCCCGGUGUCUAUGUCAGCCCUAUCCUCCGUUGGCAUCGCGGCAUCACACCCAAGCCGAACGACUUCGCCAUGUGGUGCAUGUGGGCCUGGAACGAGUGGCUCUGCCACGAGUUCCGCGACGAUAUUCCUGCUAUCACCCCGGAAAUGGAGCGCUGGGUUCCGGAUGAUGUGCGCGGUAACCCGUUCUUCAUUGAGCUCUUCGGACCUGAGUGA